Messenger RNA from Aspergillus heteromorphus CBS 117.55, 885 nucleotides. RefSeq names its product CIA30 family protein. The record is from RefSeq and is a predicted model, not a curated record. Lineage: Eukaryota; Fungi; Ascomycota; Eurotiomycetes; Eurotiales; Aspergillaceae. Bases 92 to 802 code for a protein of 236 amino acids. Gene Ontology annotation, biological process: NADH dehydrogenase complex assembly. The transcript is spliced from 3 exons.
UCCAACUCCAAUUCUCAAUCCCACAAUCUCUCCUUUCUCUGCUCGAAAAUACCGUCAUCUCUCCACCAUUGAACACCACCAACCACACAAAAUGCAAUAUACACCCCAAUCGUCACCCUACCUCUUCGGAGGCACACGCCCCUGGACCCCCUCAUCCUGGACCUCAACCGACGACCGCGUCCGCGGCGGCGCCUCACACUCCUACCUCACCAUCCACGAAGCCCCCAACACGGCCACUUUCCACGGUACCCUCGACAUCACCGCCCUCGGCGGCGCGGGCUUCGCCUCCCAACGCACAACCACGACCUCCCACGUGUGGGACCUCACGCCCUACGACGGUCUCGAGCUCUCCGUCCCGAAAUCCGAUGGCAAGAAAUACACCCUCACACUGAAGGACGAGCUGUUGCCGCGACGGCCCGACGGGCGCGAACGGAGCGGUCUUGUCUGGGAGUACGAUUUUCGGGUCCCCAAGGGAGGGGACAAGUUGAGGGUGCCGUGGGGGGAGUUUCGGCCCACGUAUCGUGGGAGGGAGGUUAGUGGGGUGAAGCCGUUGGAUUUGGGGGGUGUGAGGCGGGUGGGGAUUAUGGUUAGGAGCUUUUUCGGAGAGCAGGAGGGGGAGUUUGAGCUUGUGGUGGAGUCGAUUAAGGGGUUCAAGAAGGAGGAGGGAGAGGGGGAGAGUGAGGGGAGGUAUAGGGAUGAUCCAGAGGAUUUGGGUGAAGAUGAAUAUGAGUUCGAUGAGAAGGUGUGGGAUGAGAGACACACGAAAGGAUUGGGAUGGUUCUCUUGCUGCGGACUAUUUUGAAUAUGUGAGUCCUCGUAGUACGUCGCAAGGACGUACGAAAAGCCAACUGGACAAAAUGCACACGAAUGAAUUUCAAAUCUAAC